This is a messenger RNA of Pseudovirgaria hyperparasitica, 1324 nucleotides long. RefSeq lists its product as uncharacterized. The transcript has a single exon. The coding region runs from base 174 to 1142 and encodes 322 amino acids. The record is from RefSeq and is a predicted model, not a curated record. NCBI's taxonomy places the organism in Eukaryota, Fungi, Ascomycota, Dothideomycetes, Acrospermales, Acrospermaceae.
ACAAUUGCAGGGGAGAGGAAGACGCUGCCACAAUCAAAGAAAUUGUUAUGGACCUCAAAAUCCAAUACACACCAGAACAGCGGUAAGAUAAUCCGAGUUCCUCUGUAUUUGGGUUCUAGCAUCCUCUGUCAACUAGUGGUAAGUCGAACUAAUCGCCCAUAUAUAGAAAGAAGAUGGACGAAGCAAUCACGGACUUUGUUGAUGGGUUCAAAGGAGUCAAGGAAUUCGUGAAUGCACUGAACGUCGAGCUCCUCCUCGAACUAUCGAAUCCGAAAAAUGUCCGGAAGGAAUUCCUCCGCAACCUAUUUGGCGUUAUUUCAAAAUUCGCAAUCUCGACGUUCGACUUCGACCUCUACUACGCAUACGUAAAGCAUCACGGCAACACUGACGGACUCAUUCGAGAUUUCUACCACCAAGCAUUGGCGCACGACGAAGACCUAGCUUCCAAUCUGUUGCAGCAGCUUUCAAACAAGGUUUCCAAUGCCAAGAAGAAUACAGUGCUGGGAGUUCUAUGGUCGUUGAUGAAAGAACUGCUUCCAUCAGUAGAUACAGGUUCCCUGGAGGUGCAGACUUGCUUCCAAUCGCUCGUGGAAGCCUACAUUACCAAGACCGUGGACAAAGAGCCGUCGAAACCAGAAGACUGGGCUCGCCCGGCGGAAGUGUACAAGUGCUAUUCCUCUGGGUGUAAGGCGUGUCCAGAGCUAAACCUCUUCCUAAAGGACCCCGAAGCGAAGGAAAAAACGAUAGUCCUGACUGCUGACGACCAUAGACACGUCAAAUGGCACUUCGAUUAUCUCGAGAAUGGGAACGGGGGUCGCGACGGUGAAGUCCGCUUUACGAAGACGUUGAAAGAGUGGGAAAAACGUCACCGUAGCUGGGACUUGGAUGUCAAAGCGACACAAGAGAAGCUCCAAAAGCUGCCAAAGGACGCAUUGAAACGAGCACUCGGCGACAAGUACGACACACUCAUGGCGCUGGACCUAGUCAGAAUCGACAGGAGCACUGCCCAGGCUCCUGACGAGGUCCAGCCACCCUCGCGACCAAAACGUCCGCAGGCCGAGGAUGCCAAUGACACGGCACCUGUGAGGAAUUCAAAGCGCGCACGGCGCGACGAAGAACAAGCUGAAGGCCGAGAGAUGUAAACAAGGAGGAUGGAACAGCAGCUGCUGGAGAUGCGCACACCGUGUUACAUGUCUACCUACCUACCUGGAAGCGCAGGAGGUGGUCGCAAAGAAGCAUUCCAUGUGGCUGCGUGUGAGCGCGUCGAGGCGGUGCUUCCGUUAGUGCUUCUUCACAUGUUCUGGGGUCCAGUUUUGGUACCCUU